CAAACGGACGCGGCACACCGUUCGUGAGUCGUUUCCUCUCACAUCGCCCCUCCCCCUCGAUUUGCGUGUAAUCCACAGAGCUCUAAGCCCACACCACCCUCUCUUCUCUCCUCCCCUGCCCCAACCCAACCGUCUCCCUCUAUAAAAUCCCCACCGUCUUCUCUUCUUCCCUCAUCUCUCAAUCUCUCUCUCUCUGAAAUCUUAAUAAGAUUACUAUAAUGGCAUCAGGUGGUGUGAUGUACAGAUCUUAUCUAGGGUUUUCUCUGUUAUUGGCGUUCUUCCUCUGUUGCUCUUCUUUCAGGGUUGUCAAUAUCAAUGGGUAUGGGGGUAUGGUGGGAGGAAGGAGAGACGUUAAAGAUGUGAAGAACAACAAAGAGAUUCAGGAUCUGGGAAGGUUCUCUGUGGAGAAAUACAACAAAAACCAACACCAUUACCAAGACGGAGGAAUAGCUGAUGAUGGCAUUCUGGAUUUCAAGGAAGUAGUGAAAGCGCAAACCCAGGUGGUAUCAGGUUUCAAAUAUUACCUCACCAUCUGUGCUUCUCAUGAUGGAACCUUAAAGACUUAUGAUGCCAUCGUCGUUAUAAAGCCAUGGGUUCGAUCCAAACAACUUAUUACCUUCACCCCUUCCAUUAAAAUUUACUGACUCGAAAAGCAUCGUCUUCCUUUGUGCUUUCUAGGGUUUCUCUUUACUUUUCUUGUGUCCUUACAAUUAGUUUUGUUUCAGUUGUUGUACUUUUUUGUAUGUUCAGGGUUGGGUUCAUAUGUUUUACCGUAAAAUAAGGAAGACUGGAGCUGAUUUGAUGAUCUGAACACCCCCCCCCCAAUGGACUUCAACGGCUUAUCUAAAUAUUGAUAUGAUCAAAAUCCA
This is a messenger RNA of Macadamia integrifolia, 869 nucleotides long. Its product is annotated as cysteine proteinase inhibitor 4-like. The record is from RefSeq and is a predicted model, not a curated record. NCBI's taxonomy places the organism in Eukaryota, Viridiplantae, Streptophyta, Magnoliopsida, Proteales, Proteaceae. Bases 219 to 644 code for a protein of 141 amino acids. Gene Ontology annotation, molecular function: cysteine-type endopeptidase inhibitor activity. The transcript has a single exon.